UUCGAACACAAUGACAUCUCCAAAGUUUGUCUUCUAUCUGGCAUGUUUGUUCUUCGGGAAAAUGGCUCAGACGACUGAUGUGAAAUUGUCCUCAUCUGUUCGCCAAGAGAGACGUUUUAUAUCAGCUAAUGUUGGAGACAGUGUGUCUUUGCAUUGUUUCUAUGAAGGCGGUGAUUCAUCAUGGCUUUACUGGUUUAAGCAAACUCUCGGACAGCAACCAAGGCUCAUCUCUACCUUCUAUGUGUUUAAUACAAAAACCACUUUUUAUCAUGAAUUCAAUAAUAAUCCACGCUUCACACUGAGUAUUCAAAACAGUACAUACAUUUUGACAAUUUUUAAUUUGAACAUUUCAGACUCAGCUACAUACUACUGUGCAAGUAUCUCUAUAUAUGUCUUGAAUUUUACAAAGGGCACUACUGUCAGUGUAGAGGGUUCUGGUUUGAAGAUCCCAGCUUCGGUCCAUCAGUCAGCAUCUGAGAGCAUCCAGCCAGGAGGCUCUGUGACUCUGAACUGUACAGUACACACUGGGACCUGUGAUGGAGAACACAGUGUUUACUGGUUCAGAACCUCUGAAGAAUCUCAUCCAGGACUCAUUUACACCCAUGGAGGCAGGAAUGAUCAGUGUGAGAGGAAACCCAACACACAAACACACACCUGUGUCUACAACUUGCCAAUGCAGAGCCUGGAUCUUUCUCAUGCUGGGACCUACUACUGUGCUGUUGCCUCAUGUGGACACAUACUGUUUGGAGACGGGACCAAGCUGGACUUUGAAGAUAAGGUGAACUCUCCUGUAUUGGUGUAUUUUUUGAGUGGAGCAUUGACAUUCACCACCAUCCUGGUUAUUUUACUGGCUUUCUCAAUGUACAAGAUGAAGAAGAAAAGCGGCAGCCAAUCUACAGAGUUUCAACUAAGAUUAUCAGCUCCCUCCAAGGCAAAUUCAGAGGGUCACAGAGACGCUGACAACCUCCAUUAUGCUGCUUUAAGUGUCAACCUGCCCAACAGAUCAAGAAGACAGAGGAACAGCACCAAUAAUGAAUGUGUGUACUCCAGUGUGAAGCAGUAGAACUGGACAUGUACAUGUAACAUUUCUGGUUAUUCAUAGAUAUUGCAUUUACUAGAUAUUGUUUCAAACGUAAUGUUGAUGUAUAUUGUAAAAAUAUAUUUGUGUAUGUUCCGUGUCAUCUGCUGUCAAAAGAUGCAAGCCAGUAUUAGGUAUUAUGUCCAUAUUAAGUGUUUGCACAGCUGAAGAUUUGCGUCCAAUUUCAACAUUCUGUACAAGAUUAAGUGUGCCAUUUAAUUAUUGAGGUGUAAAGUACAGUGAGGGAGUUGUGGUGGUAGAUGGUUGUGUAUUAGACUUUGAUUCACACCUUGUCACAGACAUAUAGGUAACAUUGCCAUUUUUUUAACCAUAAAAUCAAACUUUUCCUAACCAUAACCAAGUAAAUCAUCGCUAACCGUACCCAUGUUUUACAUUUCUCUGCCAUCAAACAUACAGACAUACACAUUACAGAUAAUGUAGUUUGUAAUUGAUUGCUGACAUCUGGAUUAAGUUCAAUCAAACCAAAUUGUGUAAGUGCUUCCAUAUGUCCAUUCUAACUUAAAAGUGAUCAAAUAAAGCCAAUAUAUUUAUGGAACACUCUGAUCUUAAAA
Dicentrarchus labrax (European seabass) is the source of this 1650-nucleotide messenger RNA. Its product is annotated as immunoglobulin kappa light chain-like. The record is from RefSeq and is a predicted model, not a curated record. Lineage: Eukaryota; Metazoa; Chordata; Actinopteri; Moronidae. Gene Ontology annotation, biological process: response to bacterium. The transcript has 5 exons. Bases 11 to 1063 code for a protein of 350 amino acids.